Molecule: messenger RNA, 3746 nt
Organism: Blastomyces dermatitidis ER-3
Lineage: Eukaryota; Fungi; Ascomycota; Eurotiomycetes; Onygenales; Ajellomycetaceae
Product: splicing factor
Exons: 3
Coding region: 1784-3475 (563 amino acids)
Biological process (GO): regulation of alternative mRNA splicing, via spliceosome; mRNA splicing, via spliceosome
Cellular component (GO): nucleoplasm
Molecular function (GO): N6-methyladenosine-containing RNA reader activity; mRNA binding
Source: RefSeq, a predicted model, not a curated record
CUCCUUUUCUUGGUCUCUUGCACCCCAAGGCCACCUUUUAUACAAUGGCAACUCCCCUUACUGUUGUCGAAUAAUGCACCCCCACUCUAGCCGUUCCCUGUCUUCAUUGUUACCCUAUUUUUUCAACCGGUAUUACUAUGCCCUUCUGGGCUGCGAAUGUAUUUUGGAUUCCCUCUAUAUUUAUUUUUCUGCUGGGUCGGAAAUUGCACUUUUGUGUACGUUUGAUAUUGCAUGAUACCUCAAUGAUACAAUACUUAUUGAUAAUACGAUUUGAUUCUGGCACUGUGAAUUUGGUAGUGCUCUUACUCAUUGGCGUUGGAGCGGAGGCCAGGGUCUUAACACGGUUCGUCACCCCCUACUUAUUCCUGUUAGUGAGGAGGAAGGUCGGGGGGAAAUAAGGCCGAUAGAUCCUGAUCAGAGGCAAGGGUAGAAGUUCCUGAUCCAUAAGGCCCGUGAUAUUCUCCGUCAAGGUAUUUCAUUCUUGGCCACUAGAGAAGCGCCAGUUCAGGCUCCUGGAGGCGGUAUAGCACUCCGUUAAAGCAGGAGCCAAUGACACUAUCCCCGUGUUGCUAAAGUAGGGAUCCACUGAACUAAUAAUUUGAACUGUGUUGUUGAACAUUGUUUGCAAAGUAAACUCCUGCAUACAAACCAAGCUUAAAUAACCACCUAAACUUCUCCCUGCUUGCAAACCAGUCACAUCGCAGAUCAUAUUUUGCCACUCACCACCAGCUCGCAGCUACGGGUAGGCAUAAACUUGGAUUUUUGCCUCUUUGUUCCCUGCUUCUGGCUUCUGGGCUUGUACAGGUAUCCUAUGUAUGUCUUGCGCCUGGCUUGAUUAGGAAAAAGGAAUUCACAAACCAAACAUGGGUAUUUGCCCGCUGGUUUCCCCCGCCACUCCCCUAGCCACGACGACUCAUUAAUUGAUUUAGUAUUAUUCUACGGACCAGGACUAAACUUAUCCCCAAUUUGAUAUUCUCCUACAAAUUGAGAAUGUGCCCGCAGUAUACAAUAACGCAUACUGCAAUGGUCAAGCAAGGGCACACACAGGAAGAACUGUCUCAAUCGAACGGACCGAUCCGCAAUUGGAGUUGCCCGACAGCAAAGCGGAGAGCCAAAAGGUCGCAAUGAUAAAGCUCGACGUGUUGCUGGACCUGUGCAUUGACAACUGCAGAUUGUCCAUCCAGGCUCAGCUUUGCAGGGUCUAGACGACUCAGUGACGCUACUCAAUCUAUCUCUUCAGCCGUCCGGUGCCCUGGCCCGCUCUGGGGAACCUCUCCCUGGUAUUAAUUUUUAUACCUGUCUGUGGCCUUUCUCCGCCAGAAUCGCUUGGGGGAGGUUAGCGGAGAGGCACAGACUUCCUUUCUUGUUAGUUUUCGGUGUCUAGCUUAUUCUUCUGCUUCGCGUGUCCUCCUCCCAUUAAGCAUCUCUUCUUCCCCUAUACCUAGGCUAUUUUCCAGAAAGUCCUCGAUCAUCCUAGUAUCUCUCUAUAUACCUUGGGAUAACGUCGUUUUAGCUUCUGCUUCGAAUUUUUUGUACUGGUCCAAUAGCGAGAGCAGUAUUGUUCUUUACUGUUGCAAUUUGUACCUUGACGAUAACAACAUAUGUUAUAUUUCCUGUAGAAAAGGAAUCCGAGAAGAAGACGAUCGGAGGGCUCUAAAUGCGCCAAGUGAGUUAAUAAAUAGGCACCAUCCCAUUGAAAGUUCCCAGAGCUUAUUUUUGUUAAACCAAGAGAACAACGAACCCUGGCUAUUGUUGACGAGGACUGCUUUAUUCCUCUAGAGCCAUGGGGAUGCCGCAAACUUCCACUACCCAGUCUAGAGCGGACCAAGAACGGCCUCCUCCUGGGUCCGUUGUAGUUGGAAUGCCAUCGACAUCUAGUAUUGCCCGUUUACCUCUUCAGCACGCUUACUGUCCAAUACCACCGGCAUUUACACAAUUUUCCUCACCUUUUCAGAUUCCAGGACACGCAUCUCUUCAGGCACACGAUACAUGGAAUUGUCGCCGAUAUGAUGCAACUUUCAAUUAUCCCUCAAUGCCUGGCGUCUUCACAAAUCAGAUGACCUCCUCCACGCAGGCCCUGUUUUAUCACGCUGCUCUCCACUUCCCCCAACCUACAUACUACGGGGCACUCUUCCAUCAAGGGCCAAGUUGGCAGCAUUUUCCACCCGAAGCCAUGCCAUACAACCACCAACCCAUACCAAUACGCCCACGCGUGCGGAGUAACAAUAACAUUGAGCCCCCGGACUACGCCCGUAUUACGCAUGAACAACCACACCAGGCCAGGUCCUUGGGGCCGGCCAGGGAGUCGACCGCCUGCUAUACUAUAGUCGAUGGCUCAGUGUCAGGCAAUCGUGCUGGAAAAGUCAUCCAGUCGAUAAGAAACAGAACAACAGGGGGGGAACUAAAACUGCCCAUUUUUCCCCACGUGCCACCAAUCCCCAUAGGACCGCCGAGGAAGCCAAAACAGUCUGGGUUCGCCUUAUGGGUUGGGAAUCUCCCGUCUCGCGCAAGCAUUGUUGAUCUCAAGGAUCACUUUUCUCAAGGUGCUACAGAAGAAAUUGAAAGUGUAUUCCUUAUCUCAAAUAGCAAAUGUGCGUUUGUGAAUUAUAAGACAGAAGCGGCUUGCGUCUCUGCAGUGACAAGGUUCCAUGAUUCAAGGUUCCAGGGCAUUAAAUUGGUUUGCAAGCUGCGUAGGGGCGCUGCUUCUGAGAUUAACAAUAGAAUGGCAUUGUCACCACCACUUCCGACGAUUUCGAGUACUGUUACUGAUGAAAAUGAGGUUGCCGAGUCGCGCGGAGAACAUAUUCUGAACCAUUUCUCCAAGGGUCACGGUCUUCCACGCCCAGAUGUGAGACAUCCUGAACGGUAUUUUAUAGUUAAAAGCCUGACUAUCGAAGAUCUUGAGCGAAGCAGAGUGAGUGGGGUAUGGGCCACGCAGAGACAUAACGAGGCUGUUCUGAAUCAUGCGUAUGAGACUUCAGCGGCUGUAUAUCUGGUAUUUUCCGCGAAUAAAUCUGGAGAAUAUUUCGGCUAUGGCCGGAUGGCCUCCCCUAUCCCCACUGGCGAACCAAGCAGCACUGAGGGAAACCCCCCAAAAACCAGUUCAACGACGCCUUCCGAAUUUCUUAUAAUCACGGCUACGCCUCGCACGCAAACGGCACCGGCGGGCUCUGUAGUGGACGAUCCAGCUCGGGGCUCUAUAUUCUGGGAAAUCGAUCGCACAGACGACAUAACUUCGGAAAAGGAAGAUGGGCCUGGCCAACUAGAGAACAAAGGGAAAGACGAUGACAAUCAGUCUUUUGGUAGGUCAUUCAGUGUAGACUGGUUGUGCUGGCGACGUCUCCCUUUCCACCGCACAAGAGGCCUCCGGAACCCUUGGAACGCGAACAAGGAGAUGAAAAUCGCCAGGGAUGGAACCGAGAUCGAACCAAGUGCAGGGAGAAGAUUGAUAAAGUUAUUUGACCUAGUUAUAUAAAAUACCGGGAGCGGUUCUCAACCUUUUGUUUUUUUUUAAGUUUUCGUUUCUUUUCUCUUUUUUUUUUUUUGUUUUGGCUGGGGCUUGGGAUUUAACGUGAUCAACCACCCCCCUUACACCCAACACCCGCCAUUUCGCCAUCACUAUGAUGAAAUAUUUUCAAUGAUAUCACAACAACACAAUUAGAUUUUAAGGUGAUAUAUUAUAUGAUGAAAAUAUAUAUAGAAAAUUACGUAUAAAAAUAUACAGCUAAUUCUGUAGAUAUUUAUUU